This is a messenger RNA of Phragmites australis (common reed), 654 nucleotides long. RefSeq names its product formin-like protein 14. Bases 1 to 654 code for a protein of 217 amino acids. The transcript has a single exon. The record is from RefSeq and is a predicted model, not a curated record. Lineage: Eukaryota; Viridiplantae; Streptophyta; Magnoliopsida; Poales; Poaceae.
AUGAUCGGCCACAAGAAUGUCGCCGUGGCGCUGUUGACUCUACUCCUCUUGCCGCUGAUACUCUCCUCCACGGCGUCAGCGCGCUGGCCGCUUCCAUCGGCCACGAGUACAGAUGAUUUCUCGGUGUUGAGGAAAGUUCCCACUGGACCAAAUCCUAUCACCAGUGACCCGCCGCCUCCUCCUCCAUCGGCCAAAGACACUGACAACUUCUCGGUGCUGAGGAAGGUUCCCACUGGACCAAACCCCAUCACCAGCGACCCACCACCGCCGCCUCCAUCGGCCACGGAUACGGAUGACUUCUCGGUGCUGAGGAAGGUUCCCACUGGACCAGACCCCAUCACCAGCGACCCGCCACCGCCUCCUCCAUCGGCCACGAGCAUGGAUGACUUCUCGGUGCUGAGGAAGGUUCCCACUGGACCAGACCCCAUCACCAGCGACCCGCCGCCGCCUCCUCCAUCAGCCACGAGUACAGAUGACUUCUCGAUGCUGAGAAAGGUUCCCGCUGGGCCAGACCCCAUCACCAGCGACCCGCCGCCGCCGCCUCCAUCGGCCAUGAGCACGGACGACUUCUCAGUGCUGAGGAAGGUUCCCAAUGGGCCAAACCCUAUCACCAGUGACCCGCCGUCGCCUCCUCCAUCGGGCACUAGCACUUGA